AUGGGAAGUCACGAUACACCGCCCUAUUCGGGCCCCAACACGCCAGGAUCACAUACGUCAGGACCUGAGGAAGGCACGGUCGGCAUCGCAACUCCGAACAGCUUCACGGCUACGUCACCACAGCCAGUCAGCAAAGUUCGAGCGCCCUCAUUCCUUAUCCCCGAAAACUUGACGCAGGCAGUCGUGGAACAAAACCCUCAGCUCAAGCGCCUCCAACUAGAUCUCUUGAAUCUCACUAGCUUCAACGACAACUCGACACUUCAUUGGCGCCCAUCUUGGUUCAAACAAGACCCCUUCAACAAGAAAUCCUGGACACUGCACAAUCCGCCCGCGGUAGUGACUGAGAAGAUCCCAAGCACACAUUAUGCAGCAAAAGAGUACUACACUCGCCGUAUGAGACGUUCGGGUGACCGACAGCCACUUUACAUUAAGGAUUGGAGCCAGUGGAGACGUUACUGCGACAUGUAUGGCGUGCCGUACGAUUUUCUAUGUGAAGAGCAGAUUGAACUCAUGCGGCUGGGGCUACCAAAGAAUGCGGACGGAGAGAUAACAUCACCGCCGAUCUCCCCGCUCUACCCAGAACCCCAACCUCUAGGCUGCGGUCGCUACAUUCUGCACCCAGAAACCUACAGCACUCAUCUACCACGCAAGUUCCAUUCAGUCAAUCAUGACGCAGAAGAGCUUGCAAAGGUCGAAGCUGUUAUCGUGCAUUCUGAUGGUGCGCUGAAAGUGGAGCCUAGAGAAAACAUGUUUAUACAUGAUAGCCAGUGGACGCAUUACGAUGGGUACGGUCAAUAUAGGGAUGAUGAGCUCUAUUUCAUGGAUGAUCGUGCGCCGAAGCAGCAGGGGCGAAGUAGGCGGUGGAGUUAUCUGCCGUGGACCAAUGAGCAAGCGGAGAGCUGUAGCCAGGUGGUCAAGUUGAAGGUGAAUUUGAAGAGGAAGUUUGCGAAUGAUUCUGGAGCCCAGAAUGAUGCUGGUGGCGGAAAUGAGGGAACUGAGCGAACAAAGUCACGGAGAAUUCACAGAGGGGUUGGAGAGUUGAAUUGA
Pyrenophora tritici-repentis Pt-1C-BFP is the source of this 1047-nucleotide messenger RNA. RefSeq lists its product as uncharacterized. Lineage: Eukaryota; Fungi; Ascomycota; Dothideomycetes; Pleosporales; Pleosporaceae. The record is from RefSeq and is a predicted model, not a curated record.